Molecule: messenger RNA, 1736 nt
Organism: Anneissia japonica
Lineage: Eukaryota; Metazoa; Echinodermata; Crinoidea; Comatulida; Comatulidae
Product: N-lysine methyltransferase KMT5A-like
Exons: 2
Coding region: 117-515 (132 amino acids)
Molecular function (GO): protein binding
Source: RefSeq, a predicted model, not a curated record
UUUAACAACAGACAACAAUAAGUUAAAGAUGGGUAAUUUUUACAAAAGUAAAUUUCUCUAAAAUAUUGCCAUGUAUAAUUUUAAUUGUAAUAAAGUUCAUUCAAUUUAGUAGUUAAAUGUUUAAAACUUUAUAUAUUAUACCAUGUAUUGUUGUUUCACUAUUUGAAUUUUUUUCAGGGAAGGGUGUCUUUGCAACAAAAGAGUUUUUUCCUGGAGAUUUCCUCCUCGAAUAUGCCGGAGAGCUUAUUUCUGCUGAAGAAGGUGAAAACAGAGAGGAGACAUUACCAAGCGUAUUUAGAUUUUUUUUUAAAUGCAAGGAUAAAGGAUAUUGUAUUGACGCAACAACUCCCAAGGUUAAUCAAGUCGGUAGAUUUGUGAAUCAUGGAGAAAAACAAGAAAUUAAUUCAUCAAUGAAAGUACUUCUAAAUGAUGGAUUGCCUGUAUUGUGCCUUUUUGCAAUAAAACACAUAAAAGCAGAUAUGGAAAUUCUUUAUGAUUACGGAAUAUUUUUGUAAGAUAUAACCACAAUACCAUGGAGAAUAGAAAGUCAAUGUACUGAAGACAUUACUGUAAAUACAGAAUGUUAAACUACUGUAUACACAAAGAAACUAUUGUUUAAAUAGGAUCAUAAAUUCAAAGAUCACCUAGACAUUACAAGACUCAUUAAAUUGAAUAGCUUUGUAAGAAAAGAUAGUAUAGGUAAGAUCCGAUGGAGAAAGGUUGCCUUACAGCUACUGUACAGUGUGGCCUCUCAAUUAUUAACCUAUUCUUCACUAGAAAAACAACUGGUUUAACCAGUUGUUGCAGAAGUGGCUGCUGACUUUAAAAGUCAGCAGCCACUUCAAGACACAAGACACUUGUGCUCCCUCCAAUUAAAGACCACUUCUAGUAUUGGGGUUUUCAUGGUCUUUAGCAACUUUGGUCUCUAAUUAGAAUAAUAUAGAUAGAAUACAAUUGUAAUUUAGGACCACAGAAAAGUGGCCUUUAAUUGGAAAGGUCUUUAUUUAGAAGGAAACCUGUUAUAGAUUUCUACCAUUUACACAAAAUCACACUGUGCUCUAAAAAGACAAGGAGAGCCAGAGAGGAUGCAAUAUUUGUACUGGUGCCAUCUCUAAAACAAGGAAAGUAAAAGGAUUGAAUUUUGACAUUUGUUCUCUUAACUAGUACAAGUUGGACAUACGAAAAGUGCAAUUGAAGUUUUUUGUGUUUCUGAGAGAGUGCUUUAUCAUCCUGAUAGAUUUAGAAGUAGCCAUAUCACAUCAAAUAAAAUAACCUAAAACGCCUACAAGUAGUGGAAGUGCAAUGAGAAUUUAAAAUAAUCCAAGAUUCAUUAAAUUCAAUAUCUUUGUAAGAAAAGAUAAUUUAAGUCAAUAUACUGAAGACGUUAGAUCCAGUAAAUUCUAGCUGUGCACCAAGAUACUAUUGUUACAGUAGAACCAACCAUCCAAAUUCACAUGGACGAAACACAAUCCAGUAUAACCACAAUACCAUGGAGGAUAGAAAGUCAAUGUACUGAAGACAUUACUGUAAAUACAGAAUGUUAAACUACUGUAUACACAAAGAAACUAUUGUUUAAAUAGGAUCAUAAAUUCAAAGAUCACCUUGAUAUUACAAGACUCAUUAAAUUGAAUAUCUUUGCAGAGAUGUAAUUGUGCAGGGCUGAGCCGGGCGGAGCCGCCCUGCCUAAAAGUCUACCGCCCAGCCUAAAGCAAAAUUUAAUGCCUUCCGCCCAGCGU